CGACCCGACCUAUGCUCCCUGACCAGUCGGGCAUUGGCUGACCCCCAAAUGCCUCCCACUAACUAGCUGCCUCUUGCACAUACACACUACUACCACAAAGUCGACCAAGAAGGAUUCCCCGCACGUUUUUCGAAUCGGGCCGCCGCUAGGCUAGCUGCCUUCUCGUCGCCGGAGAGGAAUUUUAGCCUCGGCGGACGCCAAGGCGCGCAGAUUUUUUUUGUUUAGCAUACCUUUGUAGGUUCUUUGUUUUCCUUCCUAAAAAACCUUUUUUUCGGAGCGGAAUUCACGCCGGCGAUGGGAGUGGUGGAGUUCUCGGUCCUGGGGGCGGUGCAGAAGUUCCGAGCCCUCAUCACCGGCUCCACGGCCCCCGCCGCCAAUGAAGAACCCCGCCGGGCGAGCCCGCCGCCGCUGCCCCCGACGCCGCCGCGCAGCGGGGACGUGUCCCCGGCGGAUUCGCCGCCGCCCGCCGCCGCGAGAUCCGGAGGCAGGCGCGCCAUCGCCGUCCGCCGUCAGAUCUCCUCGCCGCAGCUCCUCCGCUGCCACGCUGUCAGGAGGGCAGAUGGCGAGGAAAAUGACGAGACCGGGGUUCAGUUUUUCACCCCAGGGAAUGACUACUUACACGACUUCUCGGACACUGAGUCUGUUAGUACCGCUAACGAGCUCAACCGGUCUACAACCUUAAGCCCCUUGAAGAGCCCGACCUGGAUGGUCUGGCAGAAUGACGGCACGCAAUCGUCCAGGAGAAACGGCCGUUUCAGCCUGGAUUCUCAUGGCCAUGGUACUAAGCUAUAUGGCAGUGUCACUUGCAGCUGUGUGGAAGGCGACACAGCUGAACAUCCGGUUGACUUUGAUGCCAAUAUUUGGUGCCCACCACUGCCAGAAGAUGAGGGUGAUGACGCGGAGUCGAGACUAUUUGGAUUCGACGACGAGGAUGACGAGGUUGAGGAGUCGAGCAAUCUUCUUGCUCUUGGCUGCUUUAACACUAACCAAACAGUUGGUGUUGGCAUGGUCACCGAGAUAGCUCAUAAAGAGGGUCUGAGGAAUGCUGUACUUGGCCAUUUUCGAGCUCUAGUGGCUCAAUUACUGAAUGGAGAAGGUAUUAGUGUGGGAAAUGAUGAUGGUUGCAUAACUUGGCUUGAGAUAGUGUCCACCUUAUCCUGGCAAGCUGCUAGUUAUGUGAGACCAAAUACAAAGAAAGGUGGCAGCAUGGAUCCUACUGAUUAUGUAAAGAUCAAAUGUAUAGCAUCCGGGGAUCCGAUUGAUAGCAAUCUUAUUAGAGGAGUUGUUUGUUCCAAGAACUUAAAGCACAAACGCAUGAUCUCUGAGCAUAAGAAUCCGAAACUGCUCAUUUUAGGAGGAGCACUUGAGUAUCAGAGGGUCACUAAUAAAUUAGCGUCUAUUGACAAUAUACUGGAACAGGAGAAGGAGCAUCUGCGAAGGAUUGUGGAAAAGAUAGAAUCUCGCCGACCAAAUGUGCUGCUAGUUGAGAGAAGUGUCUCAUCUUAUGCCCAAGAGCUUUUGGAAAAAGGAAUUUCAUUAGUUUUAAAUGUUAAGAGGCCGCUUUUGGAGAGGAUAUCAAGAUGCACUGGAGCACAGAUUGCCUCAUCAAUUGACAAUAUUGCUUCGGCAAGGCUAGGCCAAUGUGAAAUGUUCAAGGUGCAGAGAGUUCUGGAACUCCCAUCAGGAAAGCAGGCAAACAGGAGGUCAACAAAGACGCUGAUGUUCUUUGAAGGCUGCCCAAGGCGUUUGGGCUGCACAGUUUUACUGAGAGGGUCCUGUAGGGAGGAACUAAAGAAAAUUAAGCGUGCAGUCCAACUUGCAGUGUUUGCCGCUUAUCACCUUUCUCUGGAAACAUCAUUCUUUGCUGAUGAAGGAGCAACUCUUCCUAAAGUUCCUUCGAGGCCUGUGAUAAUGGUGCCAGAUAUGCGAAGUGAUGCAGACUAUUUUGCUGCAUCUGCUGGUGUUGAUGUGCCUCAUAAACUCAAGAAAGUACAAGGCGAUGAUUCACGGAUUAUGCUUGAGGAAAAUUCGGUGUCACCUGGUUCAUUAUCUUUGAAUGAGGAAGGCAAAGGUAUCAUCUUCGAGCAUAGAGAAUCUGGAUCUCCUGUUGAACACAGGGAAUCUGAAUCGCCUGUUGAGCACAUGGAAUCUGAAUCGCCCGUUGAGCAAAGAGGACCUGAAUCCCCUGUUGAUCAUUACUUAUCCCAUGCAAUUGAUUCAUGCGGUGGGUGUAAAAUACCUCCAGAUUUAUUGGAUAGUGAUUCAAGAACUUCAGGGAAGAAAUGUCAAGAAGUAGGCAAGUGGAAUCAUCAAACACAUCAUGACUUUCCUGCAAGAGACCUGAAUGACCAAACCGAGUUAUCUGGUGAAUACAUUCCUACUGCUGACAACCAUCAAAGCAUCUUAGUUUCCCUGUCAAGCACUUGUAUCCCCAAAAGUCUGGUAUGUGAGCGUCCACAGCUCUUCCGCAUAAAGUUUUACGGUAGCUUUGAUAAGCCACUUGGGAGAUACCUCCGGGAAGACUUAUUUGAUCAGGCAUAUUGCUGUCAAACAUGUAAAGAACCAUCUGAAUCACAUGUAAGGUGCUAUAUUCAUCAACAUGGGAGCUUAACAAUUAGUGUUAGGCGUCUUCUGUCUCAGAAGUUGCCAGGUGAGCAUGAUGGCAGGAUAUGGAUGUGGCAUAGAUGCCUCAAGUGUGAACCUAAGGAUGGUGUACCACCUGCUACACGAAGGGUAAUUUUGUCAGAUGCUGCUUGGGGCCUGUCAUUUGGGAAAUUCUUGGAGCUAAGCUUUUCAAAUCAUGCUACUGCUAACCGAGUUGCAAGCUGUGGGCAUUCUCUCCAGAGGGAUUGUCUUCGUUUCUAUGGAUACGGGAACAUGGUGGCCUUCUUCAGAUAUUCUCCUGUCGAUAUUCUAUCAGUUAAUCUCCCCCCAUCAGUAUUGUGUUUCAACUGUCACAGUCCACAAGACUGGACUAAAACGGUGGCAGUUGAGAUAUAUGGCCAAAUGAAAUCCUUACAUUGGGAGAUAUCUGAUUUUCUCCAUCGCACUGAAAAGAGUAUUCUAAUUGAGGAUGAACCGGUCAAGACUGGUAUUCAAAGGCAGAUAAUUGAGAUGAAGGAUUUGCUCAAAAUGGAAAGAAAUGAAUACGAGAUUUUGCUUUUACCAGUUAUUAGAGAUAGCUACUUGCAGGCAUCAAUUGAUAUUCUGGAGCUCAACCGCUUGAGGCGUGGUCUUAUUCUUGAUGCUUACCUCUGGGAUCGUAGGCUAUGUUACAUAGAUUCACUUCUUGUAACAAAUGGUCAUGUUUCAAAGACCAAUCCUGCUACAGAAAUUCUCUUGGACAUCAGGCUGAAGGAAUGGACAACAGAUUUGCUACAAGUGGAUACAAGUAUUGGGAAACCCACAUGCUUGUUGCAUUUACCAGGAAGUCCAAAAAGGUUUUCAGGAAGUCCAAGAAAAUCUUUGUUAUCCAGAGAAGGCUGCUUGAAUGAUGGCGAGUAUAGUAUGCCUGAUAAAAAAUUGCAGAUUGAUCUGGUCGAUCAUCCUGUUGAUGAUACAGAAGAUCUUGACAAGGUCUUCAGCAAAUUCAAUGGACACAAUGAACACCCAACUACUAAAGCUGCCAUUGGUAUGGAACCUGUUGAGCGGUUACCCUCACUUGCAUCUAUUUUUUCUGAUAAUAUUGAUUUGGCAUGGACUGGAUCUAGUGAGUUACAGUAUGAUCUUUCAGAAGGUUUCACCAACAUGGAUGAAAAUGGAUCCUUCAGUUUGUUGGAAAAUCGAAGUUACAAGAAUGCCCCAGUUAGAAUUCAUUCAUUUGAUUCUACACUGGCAUCCCAGCGAGAACGCACUGGAUUAGCUCCUACUUCAUUGCAUCUGUCGUCCUUCAGAUCUGCUGAGUACUUUGGGGGUUUAACAAGCAUCACAAAAGAUCCAAUGCCAAACAUAAGGAGGGCUUGUUCUCAAAGGUCACCUGGGGCCAUAGAGAAACUAAGUGUUAUUCUUACUCGUACACCCACGUAUAUCUCAUCCGUUUCACAUAUGGUUGAAGACGCACGCUUGCUCUUGCCCCAGAUUGGUAAUGAGGAUGUUGUUAUUGCAGUCUAUGAUGAUGAACCCACCAGUAUUGUUGCAUACGCCAUGACAUCACAAGAAUAUGUGCAUCAAGUCACACGGAAACUAAAUUCAUCUUUGAGUUUUUCACAUCUUCCAAAUGCCAACGAGUUCAGACAUGGACUUGAGGGGCCCUUGCCCUCACAAGAAGACAGUCUGGAAUAUAAGGGAACUCAUUUUAAGUUUUCUUUUGAUGAUGAAACUCCUCUUCCUGCAGAUAAAGCAAAGUUCUCUGUGAUUUGCUAUUUUGAAAAGCAUUUUGCUGCUCUUAGAAAGAAAUGCUGUCCAAAGGAUAUUGAUUACAUCCGUUCACUGAGUCGCUGCAAGAGAUGGUCUGCGCAAGGUGGGAAAAGCAAUGUUUACUUCGCAAGGACACUGGAUGAGAGGUUCAUAAUUAAACAAGUCACCAAGACAGAGCUGGACUCUUUUGUAGAAUUUGCUCCUCAGUACUUCAAGUACUUAAUGGAAUCCUUGACAUCUGGUAGCCCAACUUGCCUGGCAAAAAUAGUAGGCUUAUAUCAGGUUAAUGUCAAGGGCUUGAAAGGUGGUAAGGAAGUAAAGAUGGAUCUUAUGGUGAUGGAGAAUCUUUUCUUUCAAAGGAAGAUACCUAAGGUGUAUGAUCUAAAAGGUUCAUUACGGUCUCGUUACACAUCUGGCGACAGUAAAGUCUUGUUAGAUUCAAACCUCAUAGAAGCAUUGCAUACAAAGCCUAUAUUCUUAGGGAGCCGGGCAAAACGAAGAUUGGAAAGAGCUGUCUGGAAUGAUACUUCAUUUCUUGCGUCAGCGGAUGUCAUGGACUACUCGCUUCUUGUUGGAAUUGACGAGGAGAAGAAAGAACUUGUCAUUGGCAUCAUCGAUUACCUGCGCCAGUACACGUGGGACAAGCAGCUAGAGACCUGGGUGAAGGCAUCAGGCAUUCUAGGUGGCCCGAAGAAUGAAGCCCCCACCGUCAUAUCUCCGUUGCAGUACAAGAAGAGGUUCAGGAAAGCCAUGUCCAAGUACUUCCUCACCGUCCCUGACCAGUGGACCUCUUAGCAACUAACUGAUUAUCCAGAGCACAUAGAAGCAUUAUCACAAUAGUGAAUGUUGCGUAAAGUCUGCGCGAGUCAUAUAGUCAGUUUUUUUGUGUGCUGUUGUGGGAAGAUUAGCUCAUUCAUUUUGUACCCAGCUGUAUUGUGCUGUAGGCAUAGACAAGAUCAUCCUCUCCCUGGAUGCCAAGCAUGGUAUUUGCAGCGUCCAGCAACAGAUAAGAGGCUUGAUCUUUGUACAUUGUGACCAACAUAGUUAAAAAGAAACUGCGUUCUUUUUA
Messenger RNA from Lolium rigidum, 5425 nucleotides. Its product is annotated as putative 1-phosphatidylinositol-3-phosphate 5-kinase FAB1C. Lineage: Eukaryota; Viridiplantae; Streptophyta; Magnoliopsida; Poales; Poaceae. Gene Ontology annotation, biological process: phosphatidylinositol phosphate biosynthetic process. Gene Ontology annotation, cellular component: endosome membrane. Gene Ontology annotation, molecular function: ATP binding; 1-phosphatidylinositol-3-phosphate 5-kinase activity. The record is from RefSeq and is a predicted model, not a curated record.